AUGUUUUCGUCCUUCUCGUCCUUCUCGCCGUCGGCCGAGGCGCACCGCCUGGUCGUCGACCACCGUCUCAACCUCACCAUCAGGCCCGAGGAGCACACGGCCUCCUCUCGUCGAUUCGCUGACUGCACGGCCGGCGUCCAGCACCCAAGCCGCCAGACUUCGAAGCACACACCCGACUCGCAAUCGAUCGUCGUGAAGAACAUCAUGAACCUGCUGAAGCAAAACAAAGACCGACUGGACGAGCUGAAGGGUGGUUGCAGCACCAGCGACAUCGAGAUGGGCGCGCCGUCGCGGCAGCAAGCGGGCGGCGCGAGCGGCUUCAUGGCAGUCUUCUUCCAGGAGGUGAAUGAGGUGAAGGCAGCGAUGUGCACGAUCCGCGCCAACAUUGCCCGCAUCGAGGCUCACCACGGCGAGGCGCUCGGCGCCAUCAGCGCGGAGCAGGGCAAGGCGGCCACGGCGAAGCUGGAGCAGGAGAUGGGCGGCACAAACGCACUGGCCAAGAAGGUGGGAUCGCCUCAUCGAUUGUUUUAA
This is a messenger RNA of Emiliania huxleyi CCMP1516, 531 nucleotides long. RefSeq names its product syntaxin PM (gene STXPM-1). Gene Ontology annotation, cellular component: membrane. Lineage: Eukaryota; Haptophyta; Isochrysidales; Noelaerhabdaceae. The transcript is spliced from 5 exons. Bases 1 to 531 code for a protein of 176 amino acids. Gene Ontology annotation, biological process: vesicle-mediated transport. The record is from RefSeq and is a predicted model, not a curated record.